Molecule: messenger RNA, 3330 nt
Organism: Labrus bergylta (ballan wrasse)
Lineage: Eukaryota; Metazoa; Chordata; Actinopteri; Labriformes; Labridae
Gene: ldb1b
Product: LIM-domain binding 1b
Biological process (GO): positive regulation of transcription by RNA polymerase II; nervous system development; negative regulation of transcription by RNA polymerase II
Cellular component (GO): nucleus; transcription regulator complex
Molecular function (GO): LIM domain binding
Source: RefSeq, a predicted model, not a curated record
AGAACAGCUAGAAAUUGAAGGGGGCUGUUCCUCCAAGUCAUUCAAGCUGUACUCCCCCAAGGAGCCCCCAAACGGUAGCACUUUUCCCCCUUUCCACCCCGGCACUAUGCUGGACAGAGACGUGGGUCCCACCCCAAUGUAUCCUCCCACAUACCUGGAGCCAGGGAUAGGGAGGCACACACCGUAUGGCAACCAGACAGACUACAGAAUAUUUGAACUCAACAAACGGCUACAGAACUGGACAGAGGAGUGUGAUAACUUGUGGUGGGACGCAUUUACUACUGAGUUCUUUGAAGAUGACGCCAUGUUGACUAUAACUUUUUGUCUGGAGGAUGGACCCAAACGCUACACAAUUGGUCGGACGUUGAUUCCGAGGUACUUCAGAAGUAUAUUUGAGGGUGGUGCCACUGAGCUCUACUACGUGCUGAAACAUCCUAAGGAGUCCUUCCACAAUAACUUUGUCUCCCUCGACUGUGAUCAGUGCACCAUGGUCACCCAGAACGGGAAGCCCAUGUUCACACAGGUGUGUGUAGAAGGGCGUCUGUACCUGGAGUUCAUGUUUGACGACAUGAUGAGGAUAAAGACGUGGCACUUCAGCAUCAGACAACACCGUGAACUCAUCCCCCGCAGCAUACUGGCCAUGCAUGCCCAGGACCCACAGAUGCUGGACCAGCUGUCCAAAAACAUUACAAGAUGUGGCCUGUCCAACUCCACCCUCAACUACCUCCGACUGUGUGUGAUUCUGGAGCCCAUGCAGGAGCUGAUGUCCAGACACAAGACGUACAGCCUCAGCCCCAGAGACUGCCUCAAGACCUGCCUAUUCCAGAAAUGGCAGAGGAUGGUGGCGCCACCAGCUGAGCCGUCAAGACAAGCCCCAAACAAACGGCGGAAGCGUAAGAUGUCAGGAGGCAGCACCAUCAGUGGAGGAGGAGGAACUAAUAAUAACAACAACAACAAAAAGAAGAGUCCUGGCAGCGGCUUCCCUCUCUCCAGCCAAGUUCCAGAUGUGAUGGUAGUCGGUGAGCCCACACUGAUGGGGGGAGAGUUUGGAGAUGAAGAUGAGCGUCUGAUCACACGGCUGGAGAACACGCAGUUUGACGCCGCCAACGGCAUCGACGACGAGGACAGCUUCAACAACUCGCCUGCGCUGGGCUCCAACUCGCCCUGGAACAACAAGGCCCCUUCCAGCCAGGAGAGCAAGAGCGACAACCCCACCUCACAGGCAUCGCAGUAGAGCCCAGAGCCCUGCAAACCUCAACACAAACAUCCCCUCCUCUCUCUGUCACUUCUUACAGACCGCCCCCCCCCCAACCCAACAGCCAUGCUUGCAACAGCGACAACCCGCCGGCAAGCCCCAGACAUGACUGUCGAGCUCAGAUUCAUCAGAUUCAUGCUCAGUGUGUCUCAGACUUUGUCAUUGAGCUGGAAGAAUUUCACAAGGUUUCCUCUUUGCUGUGACUUCUUCAUAUGUGUCCCACCUGCCUCCCUUUUCCUCAUCUCACACUCAAAAUCUCCUGCUCUCGCUUGUUUUCGUUUUGGACACUGAUCCUGGAAGAUGUGAUUGAGAAGGCCUGGGAAUGUUACCCAAAGGAGAAGAACUGUGCUCACUUAACUAUCCACACUGAAGUCCAGGUGUAGGUCAGCAGAGGGCUUUAAGGGUGGAGGGCAUGUUGGCGACAUGGGCGUCCAGACGGUGGCGAGUUGCUUAGGGACCACUUGUCCACCAGUCCUCUAAAUACGGCUUUGAAUUCUGGUCUGCUCUGUUUGAAGGACAAGUCACCGGUAAUGUCUCUUUAUAGAGGAUGUGUGUGUGUGUGUGUGUGUGUGUGUGUGUGUGUGUGUGUGUGUGUGUGUGUGUGUGUGUGCGUGCGUGCGUGUGUGUGUGAGGAGAGAAAGAAGGCAGUCUGAGCUUAUUUGUGUGUCUUUGCUGAAGCUGGCAGACCAGAAUUUAGAGCCACUCUAUAAAACCAUUGAACUUCACACAUGAGUAGGAGAGCUGAAAUGUGGCACUAGGAAAACUUUACACACAGGCAAACACACAACACACACACACACACACACACACACACACACACACACACACACACACACACACACACACACACACACACACACACACACACACACACUCACACAACAUUGACACAUGUGAGUUUGAAGGAUUUGAGUCCCCUAGUGCCCGAGCUGUCUCUAAACAAACUACAGUGAGUCUUUCAAACAGAGCAUUUACAACACACACACACACACACACACACACACACACACACACACACACACACACAGUAACACAUUUUAAGAGUUUUUAUACAGUAUAUAUUUCCCUAGAAUGUUUUUUAAUUUGUAUUAAACGCCUUCAUUUCAAUUGUUACUUUUUUAUUUUCUACCAAUACUGAAAAGCUACAGACCAAGGAGCAAAACAGGACUUUUAUCCCUCCCCCCUCUAAAAUAUAUUGUUUUUAUCUUUUAUGUUGAUAAAAGAGAAAUAAUUUAGUGUGGAUGUUCUUAUUUUGUCUUUUUGUUCCUAUUUUUUUUUUUGGAGAUUUAAAUUUUUGUGUAUUUGUGCUUGUAUAUUUAAGGUAGUAGCAAAGUUCUGUCUGACUGUAAUAAAAUGUAUUCUUACUUAGAUUUACCUAAAGCCAUCCCGAUCUAAUGUAAAGAAACAAAAAUAGGAAAAAGGAGAAAAAACACUCAUGAACCUGUCCCCUCUAUCUCCCCCCUGCUCUUCCCUCUUUUUUAAAACUUGUGUAAAUUAAAUUACAAAACCCUCGAGGGUACAAUGACACCAUGAAGAGAUGAUUGAGUUGAUUUUUUUUGUAUUUAUUUUUGAAAUUUUAGAACUUAACUCGUUUAUUUCAUCCAUACAGGAAGUGAUUUUUUUCACUAACUUUCAUCACAAUUUAUGUACUGCAGCUCUAAACCUGAUGUCAAGAGAAUGUGCUCACUGAUUUUUAAGUUAACCGGUGAAUUUCAUGUUUCAUCACUGGCUGUGUUUCAGUGCUUUCAUGUAAGUCUCUCAAGACAAAUCGAGUGAUACCAUCAAUCAUCCAAACAUGUUCUAAAGCCAGCUCACCAUGAAGUUCACUCGGCAUAUUUGGUAGCAAUGCUGACUGUAAAGUGUGAGAGACACAGCUGGAGCUCUGUUGAUUUUGUACUAGUUCAUUUCUUUACAGUUGAUUCCAGCAACAGUUCUGAUUGUGUUUGAAUGGUGACUUGUACCUUCUCCAAUCCCUGUAGAAAAAUCAUCGUUUGAUAUAUAUUUUUUGAUUUGGUUAGUUUCUGCCCUUGAUAAUUAAUGUAUGGUACCAAUAAAAAGAUACAUUUUCACUUUAA